Molecule: messenger RNA, 5240 nt
Organism: Sorex araneus (European shrew)
Lineage: Eukaryota; Metazoa; Chordata; Mammalia; Eulipotyphla; Soricidae
Gene: CCDC88B
Product: coiled-coil domain containing 88B
Exons: 29
Coding region: 164-4513 (1449 amino acids)
Biological process (GO): cytoskeleton-dependent intracellular transport; cytoplasmic microtubule organization
Cellular component (GO): cytoplasm; centrosome
Molecular function (GO): microtubule binding; dynein light intermediate chain binding
Source: RefSeq, a predicted model, not a curated record
GCGCUCACACAGCGGCGGGGGCAGGACCCCUGUGCAUUUGCCAGUGGGGGGGGGCACACCCGGUGAUGCUCAGGGCUUACUCCUGGCUCUGCACUCAAGAAUCACUCCUGGUGGUGCUCAGGGAACCCUAUGGGAUCCAAGGGAUUGAACCCGGGUUGGCUGCAUGCAAGGCAAGUGUAGCCGCCGCAGCGGGACCAGCACCGUGACCCCUGCCAUGGAUGGGGACAAGGGGCCCAGACUCAGGGACUUCCUGAAAGGGAGCCUGGCCAGCUGGGCCUUGGGACUGGCCUGCCUUGUGGGCGAGGCGGAGGACCCGGAGGAGCCAGAGGGGGCAGAGGAAGGAGAGUGGCCCCUCGGUUGGGAGAAGAGUUUCUUGCGUCUCAGCGAUGGCGCGCUGCUCCUCCGGGUGCUGGGCAUCAUCGCCCCCAGUUCCCGAGGGGGGCCUCGGAUGAUCAGGACCCGUGAAGACCCCGUAGCCCGGCGGGUGCGGAACCUCAGUCACCUGUGGGGCCGGCUGAGGGACUUUUACCAGGAGGAGCUGCAGCUGCUGGUCCUGCGGCCUCCCCCGGACCUCCAGAACUUGGGGCUUGACCCCUUCUCAGAAGAGGCGGUGGAGGCGCUGGAGGGCGUUCUGCGGCUGCUCCUGGGGGCUGCAGUGCAGUGCGAGCACCGGGAACUCUUCAUCCGGAACAUCCAGGGCCUCAGCCUGGAGGUGCAGAGCGAGCUGGCCGCGGCCAUCCAGGAGGUGACCCAGCCUGGGACGGGGGAGGUGCUGACGCUGGCUGGGCCGGAACCCGGGGAGCUGGCGGCCCCGGAACUGGAGCUGCUCUCCCGGAGCCUGAUGGGGGCGCUGCUGAGGCUGGCACGGGAGCGUGACCUGGGGGCGCAGAAGCUGGCUGAAGUGCUGCUGGAGCGAGAGCCAGCCCCCUUAUUGCCCGAGGCUCCCACUAGGGCUCCCCCAGAAGGCCCCUCACACCAUCUGGCCCUGCAGCUGGCCAACGCCAAGGCCCAACUUCGACGCCUGCGGCAGGAGCUGGAGGAAAAGGCCGAGGUGCUGUUAGAUUCCCAGGCAGAGGUGCAGGGCCUGGAGGCCGAAAUCCGGAAGCUCCGCCAAGAGGCGCAGACGCUGUCGGGGCAGGCUAAGCGGGCCGAGCUGUACCGAGAGGAGGCCGAGGCGCUGCGGGAGCGGGCCGGCCGCCUGCCCCGCGUGCAGGAAGAGCUGCGUCGCUGCCGCGAGCGGCUGCAAGCAGCCGAGGCCUACAAGGGCCGGCUGCAGGAGGAGCAGCUGCUGUCGGAGGCGCUGGAGGCCUCCAAGGCCCUGCUGGAGGAGCAGCUGGAGGCCACGCGCGAGCGCGCCGCGCGGCUGCACGAGGCCCAGCGCGAGAACCUGCUGCUGCGCACGCGGCUGGGGGAGGCCCAGGCGGAGCUGGACUCUCUGCGGCAGCAGGUGGACCAGUUGACCGAGGAGAACGUGGAGCUGGAGCUGGAGCUUCAGCGGAGCCUCGAGCCUCCCCCUGGAUCUCCCCGGGAGGCACCCCCCCUGGCGGCGGCCCCCUCCCUGCACGAUGAAGUGAGGGAGGCUGAGGGCAGCCGCCUGCGGUCCCUGGAGCGGGAGAACCAGGAGCUUCGCGGCCUGUUGCAGGCGCUGCAGGGCCAGUCCGGAUCCUCGCACCCCCUGCUGGACGACUUGGAGGUGCCCAGGGCGGAAGCUGCUCCCCGGACCCGCCCCAGCCCAGACCACAGCACCCAGAACUCAGGGACCCCGACCAGGGAAGGAGGCUCUCAGGCCUUGGACGUGGCCGCCCCAGCAUCGAACUUGGCCCUUGAGGGGCUCGCCAAGUGCCUCCCGUCACCCCACUUACACCUGCGGGAGCUGGAGCAGCGGCCCCUCUCGGGGGCCGCCCUGGCACCCCAGAUCUCAGUUUCGCCAGCACCUCAGGAGCCUGCUGGAGAAACACAGGAGUCCCGAGAGGAGGCCGGCCCUGGGGAGCCCCUGCGUACCCCUGCUUCUAGGGCGCCCCUUCAGGGUCCGGAGAUCAAAGUUCAGGUCCCGCUAUCUCAGGGAGGAGAGACGGAGGCGUUGGGACCCAGGGACCCAGGGCAGGAUCCACCCAAGGCCCCCUCAGAGGCUAGAGCUCAGGAGCCUGGGCUGGAGGGGGACCCCAACCUGCCAACACCCCAGCACAAGUCGGAAGGGGAGCCCCAGGCGCAGGCCUGGGAGGGUCCAGGCCAGGGGGAGAUCCCUGCUGGUGGAGACGCAGAACAGGAGGCCCUCAGGGAGGAGGUGGCCCAGCUAAGGAGCGAGGCUGAAGCGCUGCGAGCUGCCCUAGAGACCCAAGCCCGGAGGCUGGAGGCCCGGGGUGUGGAGGCCGCCCGGCUGUCUGAGGAGCUGGCUGAGGCCCGGAGGGUGGAGGCUGAGGCCCACCGAGAGGCGGAGGCCCAGGCCCGGGAACUGGCCCGGCUGCGGGAGGCAGUGGAGGCUGCUGGCCGUGAACUGGAGGCCGCCUCUCGGGAGCGGGAGGCCUUGGCGGAGGCGCUGGCUGCGGCGGGCCGGGAGCGGAGGCACUGGGAGCGCGAGGGGCCCCGGCUGCAGGCCCGGGCCCAGGAGGCCGAGGAGAGGCUGCAGGCGCAGGAGAGGGAGGCCCGCCAGCACCUGGAGGAGGCUGCGAAGGAGCGGCGUGAGAGGCAGGCCAUCAGCGAGGAGCUGGAGAAGGCCACGCUCCGGGGCCAGGAGCUGGGGGCGCGGCUGGAGCGGCUGCAGGGUGAACUGAAACAAGCGGCUCUGGAGCGCCAGGAAUUUCUGCAACAACAAGAGUGCCAACACCAGAGGUACCAGGGCCUAGAACAGCGGUUGGAAGCGGAACUGCAGGCAGCAGCGACCAGCAAGGAGGAGGCGCUCCGGGAACUGAAAAGCAGGGCGCUGCAGCUGGAGGAGGAGCUGUUCCAGCUGCGCCAGGGCUCGAAGGGGCUGCAGCCCGAGGACAGCGCUGAGAGGCUGAUCUCGGAGGGCCACAGUGGGCGGCUCAUCGAGGUGGAGCGCAGUAAUGCCACGCUGGUGGCCGAGAAGGCGGCACUGCAGGGCCAGCUGCAGCGUCUGGAGGGACAGCUGGGGACCUUGCAGGGCCGGGCCCAGGACUUGCUGCUGCAGAGCCAGCGGGCACAGGAGCACAGCAGCCGCCUGCAGGCUGAGAAGUAUGCCCUGGAGCAGCAGGGCCAGGAGCUGCACCGGAAACUGGGGGUGCUGGAGGAGGAGGUGCGGGCUGCCCGGCUGUCCCAGGAGGAGACCCGGGGGCAGCAGCAGGCUCUGCUGCAGGACCACGAGGCGCUGGCCCAGCUGCAGCGGCGACAGGAGGCCGAGCUCGAGGGGCUCCUGGUCCGCCACCGGGACCUCAAGGCCAACAUGCGGGCUCUGGAGCUGGCGCACCGGGAGCUGCAGGGCCGCCAUGAGCAGCUGCAGGCCCAGAAGGUCAGUGUGGAGUCGCAAGAGGUGGCCCUACUGGCAGAGCGAGAGCGCCUGGUGCAGGACGGACAUCGGCAGCGGGGCCUGGAGGAGGAGCUGAGGAGACUGCAGGCGGAGCACGACAGAGCCCAGAUGCUGCUGGCCGAGGUGUCCCGGGAGCGCGGGGAGCUGCAGGGCGAGCGCGGGGAGCUGCGGGGCCGCCUGGCGCGGCUGGAGCUGGAGCGGGCCCAGCUGGAGGCGCAGAGCCAGCGGCUGCGGGAGUCCAACCAGCAGCUGGACCUGAGCGCCUGCCGGCUGACCACGCAGUGCGAGCUGCUGACGGAGCUGCGCAGCGCCCAGGAGGAGGAGAACCGGCAGCUGCUGGCCGAAGUGCAGGCCCUGAGCCGCGAGAACCGCGCGCUGCUGGAGCGCAGCCUAGAGAGCCGCGACCACCUGCACCGCGAGCAGCGCGAGUACCUGGACCAGCUCAACGCCCUGCGCCGGGAGAAGCAGAAGCUGGUGGAGAAGAUCAUGGACCAGUACCGCGUGCUGGAGCCUGGGCCCCUGCCCCGGACCAAGAAGGGCAGCUGGCUGGCAGACAAGGUGAAGAGGCUGAUGCGGCCCAGGCGGGAGGGGGGCCCCCAUGGGGGGCCGCGCCUGGGGGCCGAUGGGGCUGGAAGCACCGAGAGCCUGGGGGCCCUCCCAGAGGCGGAGCUGCCCGAGGGCAGGGAGGCAGAUGGGACAGGGUCCCCCUCCCCGGCACCCAUGCGCCGGGCCCAGAGCUCUCUCUGCCUCCGGGACGAGACUCUGGCAGGGGGGCAGCGACGGAAGCUCAGCUCCCGGCUCCCGGUGGGCCGAAGCUCUGAGUCUUUCAGCCCAGGGGACACCCCCCGCCAGAGAUUCCGACAGCGAAGACCGGGGCCCCUGGGCGCACCCGGCUCCCAGGGCAAAGGAGCUGGCGCGGGAUGGGGGGACUCCGUGGAAACGCUGUCGGAACACGAGGCAGAUGCCGACGGAGAGGCCCUCCCGCAGGACCCGGAGAAGCGUCCUCUCGCCCCGUCCCUCAGCCAGUGACACCUCGUGGUCUGCGACCGUGACACUGCCAUCCACUCGCCGCUGCAGCUUCCUGGGGGCACCCCGGCAGCCCAGGAACUGGGGGUCCGAGGGCCCCCGGAGCGAGUCUCUGGACGGGGAGCCCUGUCCGAGGCCCCCACGCAGGAGCUGGGCCCACUUGGUGGACAGCGGGGGGGAGGGUGGCCCCCUGCGAGCAGCGCCUUCUUGGGGCGCGGGCAGUGCACCCCUCGCACAAGAGGCUGCCUCGGGGGAUACCUGGUCCUGGCGGGGAGCUGAGGACUAUUCCGUGUGGUCUGGGGCCCGGGCUCACCCCUGACCUCAGCCGUGUCGUGAGAAUAAAGCUGCACAGCACCCGACUCCUGCCGACUGCUGGCCCCGUGCCUUCCACUGGGCGGUGGGGACAGCCCUUGGCCUUCUGGCCUGCAGCAGGCUUUGUGCGGGGGGCGGGUCUUGCCUGAACUUGGGGGGGCCCUGCUACUGGCAGUGUCUCAUCAAGGGGCCAGAGUCUGGGCUAAGCCAUGAGGCAAUAAGGUCACCCCUUCCCUCAGCCCUUCUUCCCCCCUCUCUCCCCCGCCCUCUCCCUCCGCAUUUAGGGCUGAGCCUUCCCUGGGGAGGUGUCACCCAGCGACAGGCCAUGCCACGGGGCUGUCACAGGAGGUGGGAAGGAGCUGGGGUCUCCUGCCAGGCUUGGGCCUCAGGGUGCCGCCCAGGAAGGGGGCAAUUACUC